This is a messenger RNA of Penicillium digitatum Pd1, 90 nucleotides long. NCBI's taxonomy places the organism in Eukaryota, Fungi, Ascomycota, Eurotiomycetes, Eurotiales, Aspergillaceae. The record is from RefSeq and is a predicted model, not a curated record.
AUGGUAUGGUACUCAUCACAACCAAAGCCCGAAGAUUUCACACACCAUUUUUUUCCCAUGCUUUGUAUCUUCUUUUUCAGCUGCUAUUAG